Messenger RNA from Plasmodium reichenowi, 11268 nucleotides. RefSeq lists its product as hypothetical. The record is from RefSeq and is a predicted model, not a curated record. The transcript has a single exon. Lineage: Eukaryota; Apicomplexa; Aconoidasida; Haemosporida; Plasmodiidae. Bases 1 to 11268 code for a protein of 3755 amino acids.
AUGAAAAAUUUAAAGUUGUAUCGUUGUAAAAUAUUGACAGACAUUUAUGUCCAGAAUAAAGAACUUGAAGAAUAUUUGAAUAUACUAUAUUAUUUAGAUCAUUCAAAUAAAGAUUUUAUAGAUAAUUUAAAAAUUUUUAUUUUUGAUGAAUUUUAUAAUAUUGAAGAUGAUAAUGAAAAAGAAGGAAAAGAUAUAAAUCCAAAUGAUAAUUGUAUAAAUGAUAAAGAGGUUCAAAUAAAUAGUACAUCUGAAGAAAAGAAAUUGUUAAAUAAUAAAAUUUUACAAUAUAGGAAAUCUUUUGAAAAUAAAAUGAUUUAUAAUAAAGUAAAUAAUGAGAUGAAAUAUUAUGAAAUAUUUAUUUUCUAUAAUAAUAAAUUCUAUGAGGAUAUAAUAUAUAAUUCUAUAGGUCUGGAAAUAUACGAAUGUCCAUGUAAUAUAAAUAAUAUGGAGCAUUCAAAAGAAAUAUUAAUAUUAUCAUCACAUGAUGAUUAUAAAAAUGUACAAGAUGUAAAAACGGUACAUAAUGAAAAAUUUAUAGAUAAUAAAAAAUUUAUAGAUAAUGAAAAAUUUAUAGAUGAUGAAAAAUUUAUAGAUAAUGAAAAAUUUAUGGAUGAUGAAAAAUUUAUGGAUGAUGAAAAAUUUAUAGCUAAUGAAAAAUUUAUAGAUGAUGAAAAAUUUAUAGAUGAUGAAAAAUUUAUAGAUGAUGAAAAAUUUAUAGAUGAUGAAAAAUAUAUGAAUAAUAUGAAUGCAUAUUGUCCUUAUAAUAACAAAACAGAAAAUAAAAAAAUAAAGAAAAUAUUAUCCUCUAUACAAAUAAAUGAUAUAAAUAAUUUUUCAGGUACCUUGUUAAAGUUUCCAAUGAAAAUCAAUAUUGAAAAAAAACAUAUGUGUGAUAAAAUAAUAAUGGCAACAAUUGAUUGUAUGUUAUUUAUGGAUAAUAUAAAAAAUAUUGAUAUUGAAAUGAAUGAUUCAUGUAUAUAUAAUUUUGAGAAAUCGAAAAAGUUAAUAAAUAUAUCAUCAUCAUAUUCAGAGGAAGAAAAUAUAGACAUAUGUAAAGAAAUUAGUUAUACAUCAGUUGAAUAUACACAUGAAGGGUUAAGCACAGAAUAUAUAUUAUAUAAUAAAAGUUUAAAUAAUGACAAUAAUAAGAAUGAUAAUGAUUUUUCUAAGAAUGACGAAAUAAUAUUUAUCUAUACAACAUCAGAUAUGUAUGAAAUACAAAAGUAUUAUGAUAAGAAAAAACAGCACAUAGAAUUUAUUAAUCUUUUUAAUAAUAAUAUAUUUUUUAUAAAAUGUAUAGAUACUCUUCCUAUAUAUAUAAAAUGUUAUGAUAGCAAUAUAAUAGAUAAGAUAAAAACUAAUUUAUUUUCAUUAAAUAAUAUAUCAGAAUUACUAUGUAAUGCAUAUAUAGUAUUUCUGCUGUUAUUACGUGAGUUAAAUAAAUUUAACAAUGUAUAUGAUUAUUCUUCUUAUUUUCCUCAAUUAUAUAUAUUACAGCCUUCAAAAUUUGACAAAAUAUCAUUUUUAUUAUAUGACAAAUUAUUUGAUGAGGAAAAAAGAUUAAAAUUAUUUUUAAAUAAGUACAAUAUGCAAUGGUUACAUUUUAAUGAAUGUCUAUUUAUAUCGAGUCAGUUACAAUGUUUAUUUGAUGACAGUACAUUAUAUGAAAUUAUGAAAUAUUCCCAAGUAAAAAAUAUUUUCUAUUUUGAUGAUAAAUUGAAACAUGCCUUAUAUUAUUACUUGAAUGAGUUAUUUGAACAAAAAAAAAAUUAUAAUCUUAUUAUAAAAAUAGUGAGGAAGAGCUUGAGAUACAUUGAUGACAUUCCUGAUAAAUUUGUGAGUAUGUGUAAAAAUGAUAAUCAAGAGGAAAAAUUAAAAUAUAAUAUUGGUAAAAAAGGUACAAGUAAUAAUAAUAAUAAUAAUAAUAAUAAUGGUCACAAUAAUAAUAAUAAUAAUAGUAGUAGUAAUAGUAGUUUAGUUGGCACUAGUAAUAACAAUGAUAUUUGUAUAUAUGGUGCAUUUCGUAAAAAUGAGAACAGAUUUUUUUUUGAUAUAAUUAUAGACAAUUUAAAAUAUAUGAAAUAUGAAAAAUGUAUAAAUAUAUUAUCUUAUAUGUUACAAUUGAACGAUGAAAGUAUUGAUAAUUGUCUAAGGAAUUAUUACUGUUUUCCAAAUGAAAUGAAAAAAUUAAAAAAAAUUGGUGAAUUGAUUUAUCCUAUGGAUGAAGUUUAUUACUGUAAAUAUAAUCAAGAGAAGUAUCCUAUAAAUAAUGAAGAAUAUAAAAUGAAUGAUAAUUUCCAAUAUGAAAGAAAACAAAUGAGUGAUUAUAUUGAUAAGGAAAAUUUAAUAUCAAUAGAUUUUAUGAAUCUUAUAGGUAAAAAAAACUUAAAUAAAUUAAAAGUUUUCGGUUUAAAAAUUAUUGAAGAAGAUUAUAAAUUUAACGAUAAUAUAAAUGAUAUAUUAUUUGAUUUGAAAAAAUUAUAUUCUAGUACAAAUAUAUAUCAAAAUAAAUUGAAAAUAUUAAAUAAAAUUAUAUCACGAAUUGAAAAAAAUAUACAUUAUUUGAAAGAUUCCCAUCAUAUAUUAGAAAAAUUAAAGAAUACAUUUUUUUUACCUGUGUAUAAAAAUAAAACAUUGAAUAUAGAUAAUCAAGUAAAUAUGAAGACAAUAAAAAAUAAUGUAACCAAUCUGACAGGAUCUGAAAAGGGUUUGUGUGAUGAUAAAAUGAUAAUAAAAAUAGAUGAUUAUCAUAUGAUACAAGAUGAUAUAACAAAUGAUCAUAUGGGAAAUGAUGAUAUAACAAAUGAUGAUAUAACAAAUGAUAAUAUAACAAAUGAUAAUAUAACACAUGGUGAUAUAAAAAAUAAUGAUUUGGUAAAUGUUAAUACAGUAAAUGAUGAUGUAACAAAUGAUGAUGUAACAAAUGAUGAUAUAACAAAUGAUGAUAUAAAAAAUGAUGAUAUAAAAAAUGAUGAUAUAAAAAAUGAUGAUAUAAAAAAUGAUGAUAUAAAAAAUAAUGAUUUAACACAUAAUAAUAUAUUAAACAAUGAUACUACUAAUUAUAAUUUUAAUAAUUAUAUGUAUGAGGAUUGUGAAUAUAAUUGCUCCUAUAAUAAUAAUUAUUCUGAAAAAAUAUGUACUGAUAUUUAUAAUAGUACACCAAAUUUUUUAAUAACGAAUAAUAAUCUAAAAAAUCUUGUACACAUCUCACCAACCUUUAGUAAUAAAUCUAUAAUAAAUAAUAAUAGUAAUAAUAAUAUAAGAAAUUGUUAUAUUCCAUCGUCUUCCUUAUUAAAUAAUAAAAAUAAAAAUAAUGGUUACAAUAAUUUUGUUAAAAUUGCUGAUUCGUAUGAUAUGAAAUAUUAUAAUUUAUUAUUUUUAAUAAAAAAAUGUUAUAGCACAGAAAAUAUAGUUAUGUCUUCAGAACUGUGCGAGCUUUUAGAUAUAUAUAGAAAACCAUCAAUAAAAGAUAUAUUAUCUCAUAUGAAUUUAUUAAUACGAAACUUUAAAAAUAAUUAUAUGCAAAAUAUGUUUAAGGUAUAUGAUUAUAUAUACGAAUAUUUUGAAAAUUAUAUUUUAGAAAAUAAAUUAAAUAGGAACAUUUCAACCAUUUUAAAAAAUAAAAAAGACUCCCCAAAGAAUAAUAUUAAUAGUAAUAAUAUUAAUGGUAAUAAUAUUAAUGGUAAUAAUAUUAAUGGUAAUAAUAUUAAUAGUAAUAAUAUUAAUGGUAAUAAUAUUAAUGGUAAUAAUAUUAAUAGUAGUCAUAUUAAUGGUAAUAAUAUUAAUAGUAGUCAUAUUAAUGGUAAUAAUAUUAAUAGUAAUAGUCCAGCACAAAAUACGAUAUUCUCAAAUUUAUCCAGUGGGGUUUAUAUAGAAGAAUUACAAAUCGAAGAGCAUGAAACAUUUAUACACUUUUUACAAAAUAAUAAUUAUUUAUAUAUUAAAAAUAAACUAUGGAACGCUAAAGAUGUAUAUUAUCAUUUAAAAAAUGUAUCCUUUAAUAUUUUUCUUUGUGAUUUACCUAAAUUAUAUAAAAUGAAAUAUCCAAAUAUGUUGAAAUUAAGUGGUAUACAAACUAAAUUAUAUCAUUCCAAAAUAAUUUCUAUAUUGAAUAAAAUAAAAAAUAAAGUAGAAAUGAAAUAUAAGAAAAUGGUUGAAUGUAAUAAGCUUGAUAAGAAAACUAAUAAAUUAUGUAAGAAACAGUUCAAUAAUUAUUAUCCUAAUUAUAUAACACAUAAUCAAAAUAUAAAUGAAAAAAAAGACCAAGUAUUGUUACAGCUAACUGGCCUAUUAAGAAUGUCAUAUAUGAAUACAAUAAAUUUAAUUGAUUCUUCAAUAUGUGAUAAUAUUAUUGAUACAGAUCAUAUGAACAAAGAUGAAUUAGAAUAUAAUGAAGAAAAUAAUAUUUCUAGUGGAACUAAAAAAGGUAAUUUAAGUACAGAAAAAAAGAAAUUGACAUGCAAAUGUUUUGAUAAUAUAUAUUUACCAAAUAAUAAAUAUAUUUUAAUAAAAAAGCAAGAAUGUAUAUAUAUUAAAAAAGCGACAUCUGACCAUAACAACAAUAAUAACAAUAUAAACAAUAUUAACAAUAUUAACAAUAUUAAUAAUGUACGAAAUGAUAAUAAUAUUGUACAUAAGGAUAUAAAGGAAUGUAUAAUUCAUUUGUUAGAUAUAACAAAAGCUCAAAAAGAAAUUAAACAAAAUGAACAAAAUAAACAAAAUGAACAAAAUGAACAAAAUGAACAAAAUAAACAAAAUGAACAAAAUAAACAAAAUGAACAAAAUAAACAAAAUAAACAAAAUAAACAAAAUGAACAAAAUAAACAAAAUGAACAAAAUGAACAAAAUAUUAACCAUCAACCAAAUACAAAAUACAAUGUUAAUAGUAAUGAUAAUAAUAACAAUAAUAAUAAAAAACAUAUUAAUAAUUUAAAUAAUAAAAAAUGUGCUAAAAUUAUUAAGAACAAAAUUGAAAUUUUUAAAAAGAAUCAAGAAUUAUCUUUUAAAAAAAUCAAUCAAUACAACAUAAAAUCACCAAGAGAAAAGAUUAAAAGUCAAGCAUUAAACAAGGUCAACACAUUGACUUAUAACAUCAAUAAAAAAAAUAAGGAUACAGAUCCUAGUUUAGUACGUUAUAUUGAGAGAAAAAAAGAAACUUCAGAAAUUAAAAAAAAGAAGAUUCUUCUACCUAUAAAGAAAAAUGAAAAACUAAAUUUAUCAUCUUUACAAAGUUGUAAAAAUGGUAUUAUAAAAAAGAAAAAUAGAAUUAAUGAUUAUAAUGAUGAUAUAAAUAAUCAAGCAUGUUCAUUAUCUGAAAAAAGGUUAAGAAAAAAAGUGUAUUCCAUUGAGAAUAUUAGUACUCAUAAAAAGAUCGAAAAACAAAGAAACGAAGUAAACGAAACAAGAUUAUUUAAGGAUAUAAAGAAUUUAAUUUAUUUUCUAGAUGAUAUAGGUUGUUUUGAUAUAAAAUUUAUUUUAGAUAAGAGAAUUUUUAAUAAUACCUAUGAAGAUAUACCAAAAAGGUUUUUAAAAAGAGCAUGUCUACAUUUAUAUAUAAAAUUUAAGAAAGAUAUAUAUACAAACUUGUUAAUUAAUAAAAAUGAAAUGAAUAAAUAUAUGAAUAUAUAUAACUUUUCAAAUAUGAAAACAUAUACAUGUGAUGAAAGUAAUAUAUCAGAAUCUUUAAAAUCUUGUAAUGAUUUAAUUUGUUUAUAUUUAUUCAAACAUUUUUCUUAUAUUUUAGAUUAUUUGUUACUAUUAAAUGGAAAUAAUAUAUCCGAAUGGUAUAGGCUCAAGAAAGAAGAAUGUAAAAACGAUAAUAUAGAAGAAAAGAAUUUUACAUAUAUUCCGAAGGAAAACGAUAUAAAUGAAAAAGAUGAACAAACUAAUAGUCAUCAUUUUACUUCAACUGAGGAGAAUCAAAUAUAUAAACAAGUGGAUAAUAAAAAUACAUCUCAAAUUUUGGAUACUAAGAAACAGGAUUGUGAAGAGAAAUAUGUUAUAUAUAAAAGAAAAAAUGUAUCUUUAAAUGAAAAAGAUAAAAUAUUGAUGAAAAAUAUUUUACUUAAUGAUCGCUUUGAUAAUAUUGGUAAGGUUAGAAAAGCAAAACUUAAUUUAUCUUCUAGAAAAAAUCGAAAUAAUAAUAUAUUUGUUAAGGAAAGGAAUCAAAAUAGGGGGAAAAAAAAGGAAGUAAUAAAAAUGAAAAUAUUGGAUGAUAAUAUUAUAGAAAUGAAUCAGGGUCCAAAUAUAAGGAAUAAUGAAAAAAUGGAUGAAAGUGAAAAUAUUAAUUCAAAUGAUGAACAAAUAAAUGAUAUUUCCAAUUUUAAAAACGAGAAAAAAUAUAUAAAUGAAGAAGAAAAUAAUGAUGAAAAAAUCAUAUGCAUACGUAUGUAUAACAAGAACAAAAUACCUUUAUUAAAAAUUGUAGAAAAGGCAUUUUUGGAGUGUAAAAAAUUUAAUGAGAACUUUCUAAUUUUUUCAAAAAAUAUUAUAAAAAUAGAUUUUAUAAAAAUAUUUGAAAAGGAUGAACGUGCAGAAAUAAUAACCAAUUUAGGAAUUAGUAUGUCUGAGAAUCAUUUUUAUUUAAGACAAAAAUUUUAUAACUCAGUUAAAAGUUUAUAUCCAAACAAUUUAAGCGACUCAGGAGAUAAUAUAAAUGUACAUAAUAAUGAUGAUAAAAAUGAUAGCAACAAAAAUAAUAAUAUUCAUAUAAAUAGUAAUAGUAAUAAUAAUAGUAAUGGUAAUAGUAAUAAUAAUAGUAAUAAUAAUAGUAAUAAUAAUAGUAUUAGUAAUUGUAUUAUUAGAUAUAAUAAUAAUUAUAAUGAAAAUUAUAAUAACGGUUCAUUAAAUACGAAAGAACAAAAAUUAGAAAUAUUUUUACAAUGUCAAAUAUAUAAUGGUAAUAAAUCAAGCAGGUGGAUUAUAGGAUUAUUAGAGAACACUUGUAUUUCUAUAUGUUUUGAACAUUAUCAAAUAUUUAGAAAAUAUUAUUUAUUUCAUAAUUUAAAUAUUAUAUCAAAUAUAGAGAGCUUACCUAUGCAUAUUAAAAUAAAGGUUUCUAAUAAUACCUUUUCUAAUUUGAAAAAAACAUUUAGAGAUUAUGAAAAUAUGUCAAGUAUAGUUAAGAAUGUUUCCAUUUUAUAUAUCCAUUUUCUGAAAUUAGCUUAUCGAAAUACAGUAAAAAAAAUAUUAAAACAUGAUACAAGUAAAAUAUUAUAUAAACAUAAAGAUAAAUGGAUUAAAAAGAAGAAAACUAAUAUAGGUAAAAAUAAUAAUAACAAUGAAUUAAGUACUAUAAGUCAAUGUAUAGGAUAUAAAAAUUGUUCUUAUAAUAAUAAUAAUAAUAAUAAUAAUAAUGAUAAUAAUGAAAAUGAUAUAAAAAAAAAUAAUUAUAUAUAUAAAAUUGAUAAAUGUGAUAUAAAAGAAUUUAAUGAAAUCUAUAAAAUUAUUAAGAAUAAAUAUCUUAAUUUUGCACCUAAAAAAUAUCAUAAAGAUGAUUUAUUUAAUAAUGUUGUUAAAAAUGUUGUUCUAAAUUGUUAUGAACUUCAAAUAUUACCAUGUCUUCAAAAAAAAGAUACCUUAUAUGCAUUAUAUUGGGAUAGUAUAUACGAUUGUAUUAAUAUAUAUCCAUUUUGUAAAUAUGUUAAUCACAUAACAUUCUUUUUAUUAGAUCUUGGACUAAAAGUUCUUUUACCUUAUUAUGAAAUAGAUAAUCUUAUACAUAUUCAUAAAUUAGUUAGGUCAUCAUUAAAUGAAACAAAACAUUUAAAUAACAAGAAUUUGAAAGAUAGUAAAACUCAAAUAAAUGAUCAUACAAAGAAUGGAUUUACUUUUUCAAAAGAUAUAUAUAAUAAUAACGCCUUUUGUUCAUCUAUUCAUAUGCUUAACAAUGAAAAUGUAAUUAGGAAUGUACCUAAUAUUAGUCCAUCUUAUUUAAGAAACAAAAUAAAAAAUCAUAUAUCAAUAUAUGUAUGUUUUGUAAAAGAAUGUUUAUGUGAAAUGAGAGGUUCUUCAGUUAUGUAUUUAUUUGAUUAUCUUUUUUCAGAUAUUAAAAAAAAUGAUUCAAAAGAUACCAUAAAAAAAAUAUAUAUAAAAAAUAUCCCUCUUUUUGCUAUCCUAAAUUGUGAUAUAUUAUAUUUGAAGGAGAAAAUACAAAGUUAUUUGUAUGAUAAAUUGGGAAGCAUAAAGAAGGACUAUCUUAUUAAAAAUGUGUUUGAACAGAAUGAAAGUAAAUAUGAAGAUAAUGGAAGUAAAUAUGAAGAUAAUGGAAGUAAAUAUGAAGAUAAUGGAAGUAAAUAUGAAGAUAAUGAAAAUAAAUAUGAAGAUAAUGAAAAUAAAUAUGAAGAUAAUGAAAAUAAAUAUGAAAAUAAUGUAAGUAAAUAUAAUAAAUCCUUUGAUCAAAAAAUUGAUGAAAUGGAUUAUUAUAAUGGAUAUACCAUAUAUACUAAAAAUAAUAACAGUAAUAAUAAUAAUAAUAUUGAUAUUAAUAACACUUAUAUUAUUAAUAAUAAGAAUUAUUUAAAUUAUGUUUUUGAUCCAAGAAAUAAUAGAAAUAUAUCAUUAUUUUGUGAUGAUUUCGUUAAAAUAAAAUUAAAUCAUUUUGAUACCGAAAACUUUUUAAAUUUUGAUAAUAUUCAUUUAAUUAAGUAUGAUGAAGAUCAAAAAAUAUAUUGUUCUAAAUAUUUCUAUAUGUUUGAUUUAAGUAAAGUUAUGUUUAUAAAUACACAUUUAUACUCUUCCUCCAUACUUUCCCUAUUAAUAGAAACAGAAUGUAUUUUAAAAUUGACCUUUACAAAUUUAAUCGAUAUUUUAGAAUAUAAUCUUUAUCCAAAUAUUUUUCAUUACUGUUCAACAUAUAAAAUCAAGAAUAAAGAAAAUAAUAAUAAAAUUAGUGAUACUGUUAAAAGUACAAAUGCUACAUUUUUAAAUGAUUUUGAUCAUAGUAACAUAACAAAGGAGGUGGAUGUAAAACAUAUUAAUACGUUAAAAAGUAACUUUAAUGAAAAUAUUAAUAAUGCAUAUGAUUACAAUAACAAAAUAGAAGAAGAAAUAGAAUAUUUAAAAAAAUUUUCCAUAUAUGAUAAUAUUAUGAAAAUACCAUAUGAUAUAAAUAUUAUUAUAUAUAAUAGGCUCUUAUUGGAUAUGGUAAAUAAUAUAUAUAAAGAAUACAGUGAUAUGAAUUUUUUAGAACAAUUGAAAGAUUUUCGUUUAUUAAUAACUAUUGAUACACUUAAUAAUAAUGAAAACCCAAGAUAUAUGUAUAUACAUAAUAUAAAUGAUAUAAAGAAUAUCAUAAAUAUAAAUUUCAUUGAUACACAUGUUGAGGAAGUGUUAUAUUCAAUAGGGUAUAAGAAAAUACAUAAUAGAUUAUCAAAUGAUAGUAUUUUUAACCAAUAUUUUUUAAAUAAUUAUGAAGAUAUAUUAUUAUCCUUAUAUAGAAAUAUGUCAAAUAUUAAUUGGUCCCAUUUAAACAAUACUCAUAUACAUACACUCCUUUUUGCUUUCUUAUCUAACAUUAAAUUUAAUAGUAAUAAUAUUUCAUAUUUGAAACCUUUACCCAUAUUUUAUUCAUUAAUUGAUUCUCAAUUUGUAAAUAUUAUUAGUAAGCAUAAAAACUAUAUUGUUAUUGGAACAAAUCAUGAAGAUUUAUUUUUGAGUAUUAUAACUCAAAUAUUUCAGAAGGAUAACCAUUAUAAUGAAGAUAAUAUGUUAUCUCAAGGUGAUAAUACAUAUCAACCUAUUAAAGAAAACUAUAUGAAUAAAUAUUACAUAAAUAAUAGUACAUCAACUGGUAAGAAUGUACAAGAUAGCAAUAACAUACCUGCUGUUUUAAGCAAUAUGAAUAUGGGAAAUCAAAAUGUAGAUGAAAUUAAGAAAAAUGAUAAUCAUAUGUACGAUAAUCAUUUUAAUUAUAAUAUUAUCUCAUCAAGAAUUCAGAAAAAUGAAAAAACAAAUUCAUAUAUUUUAAACUCUAAUGAAGAAAUAUAUUCAACAUUAAUAGAUAAUUCAUAUAAUAUAAUAACUAAUAUUAUGAAUAGUAAUUCUAAUAAUGAUAAUAUAUAUAAUAUCAUAACGCCAAAUAUUGAUGAACAUAAAUUGAACUCUAAAUAUAUUUUUCUCCAUCAUUCAAAUAUUAAUAUGGAUUAUUGGAAAUAUAUAAAUAUAAAAUACUGGUAUGAUUAUGAUAUUAUUUUGUAUUUCUUUUUAAAUCUUUUAAAAAAUUGUAACAAUGGUCACCUAUUUGAGAAUAUCAUACUUUUUAUAUAUAAGGAAUAUGAACGAAUAUAUAAAAAAAGGUUUGUUGAAAAUGAUACGAGUAGUAACCAAUUAAAUAAUAAGGAUAUUAUGAAUGAUACAAAUAAUAUGAAUGAUACAAAUAAUAUGAAUGAUACAAAUAAUAUGAAUAAUAUGAAUGAUACAAAUAAUAUGAAUAAUAUGAAUAAUAUGAAUAAUAUAAAUAAUAUGAAUAAUAUGAAUAAUAUAAAUAAUAUGAAUAAUAUAAAUAAUAUGAAUAAUAUGAAUAAUAUAAAUAAUAUGAAUAAUAUAAAGAAUUCCAUUCAUUCAGAAAUACCUUACACAGAUUUUUUAAUAAACAUUAUUUCUGAAUUAAAAGAAAUUCCUUUAAAAUUUAAAGGAAAUUUAAAAUGUUCUCAACUUUACAACCUUAAUAAUGAUGUGUAUAGAGAAUUUAUUUAUAUAAACAAAUUAUAUAAUUUUUCAAAGUUACAAAAUGUUCCCUAUGAACAGAAAUUUUUAGAGAGUCUAAAUUUUCAUUACAUACCUAACAUUAUGGAAAUAAAUAAUUUCCUCCUAAUUUUAAUUAAUAUAUUAAAACAAAAAGGUAAUAAUAUAAUAGAUAAAUCAGCUAUGGAAAUGAUUUUCAACAAUAUAAAUCUUGAUUUUAGUAGAUAUGAUACAAAUUAUGAGGAAGAACAUUUAAAUCGAAAGAUGUCAGUACUUUUAAAAUAUAUUAACGAAAAUCUGAAACACCUACUAUCACUGCAGGAUGAAAAUUUUACUUAUUUAAUAAAUUCUCUUAUAGGAUUAUUAAUGCAUGAUCAAAAGUUUGUAGAAAUAAUUAAAACUUACGAUAUUCUAAUUAUAUAUUAUACCCAAAGGGAUAAAGAAAUAGGAGAUAUUAUUAAUAACAGGAACAAAAGCAAAGAAAUAAAUGAAACUACUAAUGAUGGUGACAAGGAUUUUAUAAAUGUCAAAAGUGAAUAUAUGUAUGAAAAGAAACUAAAUAUAAAUGACAUUUUUAAAGAAUAA